CCGGUGGUGCUCCGUCUGUUUGCGGCUCGCGGAGAAGAUGGCGGCUCGUAGUGGUUUUCAGCCUGCGACACCCGGAGGCGGCGGAGCCCCGAUGGGACCCGGGCCGCCCGUGGCCGGUGCAGGGCCCGGAAUGGGUCCCGGUACACCUUCGGGACGGAUGGGACCCGGCGGGCCGCAGAACCAUAUGUAUCGAUCACCGAUGCCCGGAUACCCGAGACCAGGAAUGCCUCCAGCCAGCCGUAUGACCCCUCAGGGACCCUCCAUGGGACCCCCAGGUUACGGGGCCAGUCCAGUGUCCCGUCCCGGAAUGCCAGUCAUGGAUCCGUCCCGCAAGCGACCGCCGCCAAAUCAGAUCCAGCAGGUCCAGCAACAGAAUCGCAACCAACAUGCCAAGAAGAAGAAAAUGGCAGAUAAAAUCCUACCUCAAAGAAUCAGAGAGCUUGUUCCCGAGUCUCAGGCAUACAUGGACCUACUGGCGUUUGAGAGGAAGCUUGAUCAGACCAUCAUGCGCAAAAGACUUGAUAUUCAGGAAGCUCUCAAGAGACCCAUUAAGCAAAAAAGAAAACUACGGAUAUUUAUCUCCAACACCUUCAACCCUGCCAAACCGGAUGCAGAGGAUGGCGAAGGAACCGUUGCCUCUUGGGAGCUGCGUGUGGAGGGACGACUUCUUGAAGACACUGCUGUGUCCAAAUAUGAAGCCACUAAGCAGAAGAGGAAGUUUUCUUCUUUUUUCAAGUCUUUAGUGAUCGAGUUGGACAAAGACUUGUAUGGUCCUGACAAUCAUUUGGUGGAGUGGCACCGAACAGCCACAACUCAGGAGACAGAUGGAUUUCAGGUGAAGAGGCCUGGAGAUGUGGGUGUCCGCUGUACUGUACUACUCAUGCUGGACUACCAGCCCCCUCAAUUUAAGUUGGACCCCAGACUUGCCCGGUUGCUGGGGAUCCACACUCAAACACGGCCUGUGAUCAUUCAGGCUCUGUGGCAGUAUGUGAAGACCCACAAACUCCAGGACCCUCACGAACGAGAGUUCAUCAACUGUGAUAAAUACCUCCAGCAGAUCUUUGAAACCCAGAGGAUGAAGUUUUCCGAGAUUCCUCAAAGGCUGCAUGCACUACUGAUGCCCCCCGAGCCAAUCAUCAUCAACCAUGUCAUAAGCGUGGAUCCCAAUGACCAGAAGAAGACAGCUUGCUACGAUAUAGACGUGGAGGUGGACGACACCCUGAAGACCCAGAUGAACUCUUUCCUCCUGUCCACGGCCAGUCAGCAAGAGAUCGCAGGCCUCGACAACAAGAUUCAUGAGACCAUUGAAACAAUUAACCAGCUGAAGACUCAGAGAGAGUUCAUGUUGAGCUUCGCACGAGACCCGCAGGGCUUCAUCAACGACUGGCUCCAGUCACAGUGCAGAGACUUAAAGACUAUGACAGAUGUGGUUGGAAACCCCGAGGAGGAAAGGAGAGCGGAGUUCUACUACCAACCCUGGGCUCAGGAGGCCGUGUGCCGAUAUUUCUAUUCAAAGGUUCAGCAAAGGAGACAGGAGCUGGAACAGGCUCUUGGCAUUCGAAACACAUAAGCAAGCUCGUGGCCGUUACGACACAGGACCAGAGGGGGUUCUGGGUAGCAAAUGUCCUGCUGCUCGGUGCUGCAGAUGCUGAUCACUACAGUUAUAUUACAGUUUAUCUUGUGCUGUCCUGCUGUAGCUGCCCAGGAAUGACCCGUAUACAGAAAUGACCUUAUUUUUUUGUUGUGACUCCGCCAAACUAACACCCCUGUUGUCUGCUGUCUUUCUUAUUUUUACAUAUUUCACGGUUCCCAUGCGACUGAACGUUUGUCAAGGUGCUGUCAUUUCGAAAAGUGUAGUUUUCUAACCAAACUGACAGGCUUUGUUGGAUAAUUUUGGUAACUGCGUAACUCCACAUCGCAAGAACGCUCAAGAACAAAGCCCAUUUGCAGCUUUCCAUAUUAACCUGUCAACAAGAAUUACUUUUUGCAGGGGUCUUUGUUUAUUUUUUUGAAGUUAUCGAUAUUGUCUUUGAUAUUUUAAUGUUCUCAUAAUAUUAACUUUAUGAAGAUCUAGUCUAGUUAAGCAUAGAUGACGGAUAAUGACGUAGUUUAGUACCUCAGCUCUGUGAAGAUGAAUUAUUUGGAGGAAGUUCCUCGAACAAGUCCGUUGGCGUCAAAAGGCGAGCUCACUGGUUAGCGUUUUCUGCAAUGCUUGAUAAAUAAGAUUGUUUUUUUUUUUUCCAGAACUCAUCCGUUUAAUAGUCGUUUUAGAUCCACAAGAUUCGAUGUACUGCUGAUCGACCUGUUUGAUUUAUAGAUCUUUUGGUCACAAACUUUGUCCUGGACUUCCACUCUAACCUUGCUGUGAUAUGUAUUAAUAUAUUUAGAGAACUGCAUUUAUGGUUUGUUGGAUUAAUUAUUGUCAUUAUAGUCAACUCUGAAAAAACAACAUGAAAACCUGCCAAUGCAAGUACUAAUUAGCCAUGGCUACCCACAAAAUGCUUGGGAAAACGGUCAAGUGUUUUAAUAUUUUAUAGAUGCGCUGCAGAGAGGCCAUGGGUUCUUCCAUUCAAGUAAUUCGAAGCGUUUAGAAGUCAAGUGCUAAAGACUUUAACAUUCUGGGUAGUUUAAGUUUUAACUACAUUUAAUUGUUUUCCUAAAGUCAUGCAUUUGCUUUGAUUUUUAUAUCUUACAGUUUUGUUUUUCUUUACUUUAAUGGACCAAAUGUUGUAUUUCUUUGUUAGCCCUUUGUGUUAUAAUAAAGAUAAUCUUGUAUCGAUGCUCAA
This is a messenger RNA of Labeo rohita (rohu), 2786 nucleotides long. RefSeq names its product SWI/SNF related, matrix associated, actin dependent regulator of chromatin, subfamily d, member 1 (gene smarcd1). Gene Ontology annotation, biological process: regulation of transcription by RNA polymerase II. The coding region runs from base 38 to 1570 and encodes 510 amino acids. The transcript has 13 exons. Lineage: Eukaryota; Metazoa; Chordata; Actinopteri; Cypriniformes; Cyprinidae. The record is from RefSeq and is a predicted model, not a curated record. Gene Ontology annotation, cellular component: SWI/SNF complex; nucleus.